UAGUUCAGCGCGCGUGUACGAAUCCGUUCGCAGUUUCCUGCGAAUGGUUUCUUUCGUUUGCAAACGAAUUCGCUCGAGCAUAAAUCGUUGCGUCGUUUCUUGGACGUCGUCAUUUUCCGAGAUAACGUUUGAUGCGUUCGGCGAGAAUCGCGUGAACAUUCGGUUAGUGAGCACGCGCGAUCGGCCAACGAGCCACGUGGACUCGAUGUUCUUUCGUAAAAUUUUUCACCGCGCACCGUCGAUCGCGGAACGUUACAUGUACUCUCGAGUUCCGCGAAAAAAAAACCAACACUUUUUUCCGUCUGACUAAAAUGAAUUGACGUUAUCGGUCGUCGAUACCGUGUCGAUUAUCGUUCCACCGACAAACGGUCGUUCAUGUUCGUUGAACCGAUUUUGACGUUUACGAUGGCGUCAAAUCGAAACGAAUCCAUACCCAAUGAAAUCGUUGCGACGCGAUGACGCGAUAACUCAGUUUAAAUCGCGAACGGGAUCAAGUUGUUUCGCGUUCGAUAAUUAGUGUUCCAGACCGGUAUGGUGGGUUAUCCGGAAUCGCUCACAGAUCCUUCCUACCAUGCUCAAAUUCUAGUGCUCACGUAUCCGUUAAUCGGAAAUUAUGGCGUGUUUGGCAACGAACUGGACGAACAUAAGAUCCCACAUUGGUUCGAGUCGGAUCGAAUUUGGGCCGCCGGUUUGGUGGUCGGCGAAGUCUGCGAAACACCGAGUCAUUGGCGGGGAACGAGAACGCUGUCCGAAUGGAUGAAACAACAGAAUGUUCCUGGUAUAUACGAGAUCGACACGAGAGCAUUGACGAAAAUUAUUCGCGAAAAGGGUUCUAUAUUGGGUAGAAUCGUUUUCGAGCAACCGAUCGCGAAUUCUAUCCCUUUGGAUCCACCGAUAACAGAUCCGAACAAGAGAAAUCUCGUCGCGGAAGUUGUUCAGAGCGCGCAAAGGACGUACAAUCCCACUGGUUAUCCCCGCAUAUGCGUGAUAGACUGCGGUCUAAAGUACAAUCAAUUGAGGUGCUUGAUUAAUCGUGGUGCUCGCGUGGACGUCGUGCCGUGGAAUCGCGACGUAAAGGAACUCGAGUACGACGGUCUGUUUCUUAGCAACGGACCGGGCGAUCCCAGCAAAUGCGAUGCGACGAUCGCGAACGUUCGAUCCGUUCUCGAGCAAGGAUCGAGGAAGCCGAUUUUCGGCAUUUGUUUGGGUCAUCAGUUGCUCUGCAUAGCUGCUGGUUGCGUAACAUAUAAGAUGAGUUACGGAAACCGUGGUCACAAUCAACCGGUCACGCAUCACGGAACUGGUCGUUGCUUCAUGACGUCGCAAAAUCACGGGUUCGCGGUCGACGCGGGUCAAUUGCCAACCAAUUGGGAGCCGCUGUUCACCAACACCAACGACGACAGUAACGAAGGCGUCGUGCACUCGAGUCUGCCUUAUUUUUCCGUUCAAUUUCAUCCCGAGCACACUGCCGGUCCUCAGGAUUUGGAAUGCCUGUUUGACGUGUUCUUGGACGCUGUGAAAGACGAAACGAACGGAACGGCCGAGAUUUCGAUGAAGGAGAGAUUGACGCGAAAAUUGAGCUUCCACGCGAAUCUGCCGAACGGCGUGGCCACCCGGCCGAAGAAGGUAUUAAUUUUGGGCUCGGGCGGUCUCAGCAUCGGCCAAGCGGGCGAAUUCGAUUAUUCUGGAUCGCAAGCGAUCAAGGCGUUGAGAGAAGAAUGCGUGCAAACGCUUUUGAUCAAUCCGAACAUCGCUACCGUGCAAACGUCCAAAGGCAUGGCCGACAAAGUUUACUUUUUACCGAUUAUUCCAGAAUACGUGGAAGAGGUAAUACGCUCGGAGCGUCCUGACGGUGUGCUGUUAACGUUCGGCGGACAGACCGCUCUGAAUUGCGGCGUUGAACUCGAGAAGAACGGCGUGUUCGAGAAGUACCGCGUUAGGAUCCUAGGAACGCCUAUACAAUCGGUGAUAGAAACCGAGGACAGAAAAUUGUUUGCCGAACGUAUCGCUCAGUUGAACGAAAAAGUAGCGCCGAGUGCAGCUGUGUAUUCUAUCCAAGAGGCAUUAGACGCAGCCGAGAAGUUAGGCUAUCCCGUAAUGGCUAGAGCCGCAUUUUCCCUCGGAGGUUUAGGAUCCUUCUUCGCGAAUACCAAGGACGAGUUACGUACUCUGGCGCAACAAGCGUUUGCUCACUCUAACCAAUUGAUCAUUGAUAAGUCGUUGAAGGGUUGGAAAGAAGUCGAGUACGAGGUGGUUCGAGACGCGUACGACAACUGCAUUACGGUCUGUAACAUGGAAAACGUCGAUCCUCUCGGUAUUCACACCGGCGAGUCGAUCGUCGUUGCUCCGAGCCAGACGUUAUCGAAUAAGGAGUACAACAUACUUCGAACGACCGCCAUCAACGUCAUCAGGCAUUUCGGCAUCAUUGGCGAGUGCAACAUUCAGUACGCGUUAAACCCAAACACCGAGGAGUAUUACAUCAUCGAGGUGAACGCCAGAUUAUCUCGAAGCUCCGCACUAGCGAGCAAAGCUACCGGUUAUCCGUUGGCUUACGUGGCCGCCAAGUUAGCGCUGGGUAUUCGUCUGCCGGAUAUUCGCAACAGCGUUACCGGUAAAACUACGGCAUGCUUCGAACCUAGCCUCGAUUAUUGCGUAGUCAAGAUACCGAGAUGGGAUCUGGGGAAAUUUCAUCGGGUCAGUACGAAGAUCGGUAGCUCCAUGAAGAGCGUAGGAGAAGUGAUGGCGAUCGGGCGGAAAUUCGAAGAAGCCUUUCAGAAAGCUCUGAGAAUGGUGGACGAGAACAUCAACGGAUUCGACCCUUACGUGAAAGCACCGAACGACGAGGAACUGGAAAAACCGACCGACAAGAGAAUGUUUGUUCUCGCUGCUUCGAUCAAGGCCGGAUACACGAUCGAUCGAUUAUACGAAUUGACAAAGAUAGAUCGAUGGUUCUUGCACAAGAUGAAAAAUAUCAUCGACUAUUACGUGGUACUAGAGAAUACCGAUCACACGAAGCUGUCUCACGACGUUUUACUGCGCGCGAAACGGAUCGGUUUUUCGGACAAGCAAAUUGCAGCGGCGGUCAAAAGCUCGGAAUUGGCAGUUAGGAUACAGAGGCAAGAGAGCAAUAUACGACCAAUGGUAAAACAAAUAGAUACGGUAGCAGCGGAGUGGCCAGCCACGACCAAUUACCUUUACAUCACGUACAACGGGGCUACGCACGACGUCGAGUUUCCUGGCGGUUACACGAUGGUGAUAGGUUCCGGCGUGUAUCGAAUCGGCAGCUCUGUGGAAUUCGAUUGGUGCGCGGUCAGCUGUCUACGCGAGUUACGAAAUUUAGGGAAAAAAACGAUCAUGGUGAAUUACAACCCAGAAACGGUCAGUACCGAUUACGACAUGAGCGAUCGAUUGUACUUCGAAGAAAUAUCGUUCGAAAUCGUGAUGGACAUUUACGAUCACGAAUGUCCGGAGGGAAUAAUUCUAUCGAUGGGUGGUCAAUUACCGAACAACAUCGCCAUGGAUCUUCACAGGCAGCAAGCUAGGAUUCUUGGAACUUCGCCGGAGUCCGUGGACGGUGCCGAAAAUCGAUUCAAGUUUUCUCGCAUGUUGGACGGUAUCGGAAUUUCCCAACCCAGGUGGAAGGAAUUGACGAAUCUGAAGUCUGCUAUCGAGUUUUGCGAAGAAGUUGGUUAUCCUUGUUUGGUACGUCCAUCUUACGUGUUGAGCGGUGCCGCGAUGAACGUGGCUCACUCGAAUCACGAUCUCGAGUCGUAUUUGAAGAGCGCCAGCGAGGUGAACAAAGAGCAUCCAGUGGUCAUUUCCAAGUUCAUCCUCGAAGCGAAGGAAAUAGACGUGGACGCGGUAGCCUACGAUGGCGUUAUCCUCUGCAUGGCGGUGUCGGAGCAUGUUGAAAACGCUGGUGUACAUUCGGGUGACGCUACCCUGGUUACUCCACCGCAGGACAUCAAUGCCGAAACUUUGGCGAAAAUAAAGAUGAUGUCGAAAGCGAUCGCGGCUUCCCUCGGCGUAACUGGUCCCUUCAACAUGCAACUGAUAGCGAAGGAUAACGAACUGAAAGUCAUCGAGUGUAACGUGAGGGUGUCCAGAUCGUUUCCUUUCGUCUCGAAGACGUUGGAUUACGAUUUCGUAGCUAUGGCCACGCGGCUAAUCGUCGGAGAGUCCGUCGAGCCCGUGGACGUUCUCACCGGCUGCGGCAAAGUCGGCGUGAAAGUGCCACAAUUUUCCUUCUCGCGCCUUGCCGGUGCCGACGUGAUGCUAGGAGUAGAAAUGGUGUCCACCGGGGAAGUUGCCUGUUUCGGAGACAAUCGAUACGAGGCUUAUUUGAAAGGAAUGAUGAGCACCGGAUUUCACAUACCGCAGAAGGGAAUUUUACUCUCGAUCGGAAGUUUCAAGCAUAAAAUGGAAUUGUUACCGUCGAUUCGAAGCCUCCAUAAAAUGGGAUACAAAUUAUACGCCAGCAUGGGAACAGCGGAUUUCUAUACGGAACACGGAGUGGAGGUAGAACCGGUGCAAUGGACCUUCGAGAACAUCAGCAUGAACGAAGAUUCUAGUCCGAGCGAGCUUAGACAUUUGGCCGAUUUUCUCUCGAAGAAGCAAUUUGAUCUCGUGAUUAAUUUGCCAAUGAGAAACGGCGGUGCACGACGAGUCUCGAAUUUUAUGACUCACGGAUAUCGCACCAGAAGACUCGCGGUCGAUUAUUCCGUUCCUCUGAUCACGGAUGUGAAAUGUGCUAAAUUGCUCGUCGAAGCUAUGAGGAUGCUCGGUGGACGAGCACCUCGCAUGAAAACUCACACGGAUUGCGUAUCCUCGCGAACGAUGAUCAAGCUUCCUGGCUUGAUCGAUGUUCACGUACACACGCGCGAUCCUGGAGCAGUUUACAAAGAGGAUUUUGCUUCUUGUACCGCGGCCGCGCUCGCCGGGGGUAUCACGAUGAUUUUCGCGAUGCCCAACACUUAUCCUGCCGUCGUCGAUCACCAAUCUUUCACUCUGGCCAAGGAGCGUGCUGUUUCCAGCGCGAGAUGCGAUUACGCAAUUUUUGUCGGUGCUUCGUCGGAUAAUUACAACAUAACAGCCGAAUUGGCUCCGUUGGCAGCGGGGCUUAAAAUGUAUCUCAACGAAACCUUCACUACCCUUCGAUUGACCGAUUUAACCAUAUGGAUCAAGCAUUUUCAAAGUUGGCCAAAACGUUAUCCUCUUUGCGUGCACGCCGAGGGACAAACCACGGCCGCUAUACUUUUGCUUGCCGGUUUGCACAACAGACCGAUUCACGUGUGUCACGUAGCCCGAAAAGAAGAAAUUCAAAUUAUACGCGCUGCCAAGGAAAAGGGAAUGGCCGUUACCUGCGAAGUAUGUCCUCAUCAUUUGUUCUUGUGCGAGGAAGAUCUCGAACGAAUAGGCCACGGACGAGGCCAAGUAAGACCGAUAUUGGGAAGCAGAGAGGAUCAGCAAGCACUCUGGGAUAAUCUCGACGUGAUCGAUUGCUUUGCCACCGAUCACGCACCGCACACGAUACAAGAAAAGUCCAGCGAAAAACCACCGCCUGGAUUUCCUGGACUCGAGACCAUGCUUCCGCUUUUAUUGACAGCGGUUCACGAAGGAAAAUUAACGAUAGAGAACGUGGUCGACAAGCUGUAUAGAAAUCCGAAAAAGAUUUUCAAUGUGCCUGAUCAGGCAAAUACCUACAUCGAGGUAGAUCUCGAUGACGAGUGGGUGAUUCCGGAAGCGAUGCCUUUCAGCAAAUCGAAAUGGACUCCGUUCGCUGGAAUGAAAGUUCGAGGGUCGGUUCACAGGGUAGUUUUACGAGGAGAAGUCGCUUACGUCGAGGGGCAAGUUUUGGUGAAUCCUGGCUUUGGACAGGAUAUCAGAGAGAUUCAAGCGAAAACGAAGCAUCAGGUCGCGACAACUGCACCGGCCGCGAUCGUCGACGUCGUCGUUAGUCGACCAAACUCUGCUUUGGACGGUUUGUUGUCACCGAAUUACGACAUGUCCGAAGAAGAGCAGAACGAACCGUACGCGCAGUUGCUACAGUCGACGACGCAAAAGUCGAACGUUCACUUUGCCGUCGACGUGGAAUCUCGGGACCACCCGAAAUUUCCAACGAUUCAACGAAACGUUUCGCCGCUUCCCAUCAGCAACGCGACCAGGUAUAAAAGCGACAGCAACCCUAAUCUUCUCGUGACAACCGUGGCACCGGUUCCUUCGGUUCACACUAGCCAAAAUUUAGUCGGCCACAACGUUUUGUCCGUAGACAUUUUUACGAAAGAAUCGUUGAAGGACGUAUUUAAUCUUGCCGAAGUCCUGCGCGGUGCGGUUAGAAAGGAACGAUCACUGGACCAUAUUUUACGGGGAAAAGUGAUGGCGUCGAUCUUUUACGAAGUCAGCACGAGGACUUCUUGUAGCUUUGCGGCGGCGAUGGAACGACUUGGCGGUCGAGUGAUAUACAUGGAUGGCUCGACAUCGUCCGUAAAAAAAGGAGAGACCCUGGAAGAUUCCGUGGCGGUGAUGGCUGGCUACGCGGACGUCGUGGUACUUCGUCAUCCAGAACCAGGAGCGGUAUCGAAAGCCGCGCAACACUGUAGGAAGCCGUUACUCAACGCUGGCGAUGGUGUCGGUGAACAUCCGACUCAAGCGUUGCUCGAUAUUUUCACGAUCAGAGAUGAAAUUGGUACGGUGAACGGCCUUACCAUCACCAUGGUUGGAGACCUGAAGCACGGUAGAACGGUUCAUUCUUUAGCAAGAUUAUUGACAUUAUACAACGUGGAACUUCAGUACGUAUGUCCUCCUAGCCUUGGCAUGCCCGACCAUGUGGUAAAAUACGUGUCCGAACGUGGAAUCCCGCAGGAAAAGUUUAGCACGCUCGAAGAUGCUCUUCCAGACACGGACGUCCUUUACAUGACACGCAUUCAGAGAGAACGUUUCGCAACACAGGCAGAAUAUCGACAGGUUUGCGGUCACUUCGUAAUUACCCCGCAACUGAUGUCUCGAGCGAAAAGGAAGAUGGUGGUGAUGCACCCGUUGCCCCGCGUUUUCGAGAUCAGUCCGGAAUUCGACACGGAUCCUCGUGCCGCAUACUUCCGACAGGCCGAAAACGGUGUCUACGUUCGAAUGGCUCUGUUGGCAAUGGUCCUUGGACGCGUGUGAUUCCUAGAGAAUCCGCAAACUAUACGUAUAUGCACACGGCACAUGUGGAUCGACAUCAUUUCGAAUUUGAAAAGAAAUAGAACGAUGCAGGAAAUACGGCUCGAUCCGAACCUAUUUCCAGUCAGACUGUGAUUCAAGUACGUUGUUUUAUCUUGGAUGAAAGGAGCAAAGAGUCGAAACGUAUCUCACGGAUGACGAUAAAGCAGCUGUGGUAAUAAUAUGGUUACACGAAAUAUUAUCCGUCAGUUUACGAAGCAAAAUUUUUUCAUUCCUUUAUAAGAUAAAAGAACGAUUUUUACGAAACAUUUGACGCGCACCUAAUUUCAUACGAAUACUUUUUGAUCAAAUUUUAUCGCUAUGUAGCAUAAUGAUCGUAAUGAUUAAAUAUACGUCACGCGACGCGAUUACCUGUUUGUUCCUUUACGGGAGAACGACGUAUGAAGUCGCUCGUGUGCAAGAAAAUAAAACUUGUUAUUUUUCGAUAAGUCCAA
Megachile rotundata (alfalfa leafcutting bee) is the source of this 7652-nucleotide messenger RNA. RefSeq names its product carbamoyl-phosphate synthetase 2, aspartate transcarbamylase, and dihydroorotase rudimentary (gene rudimentary). The record is from RefSeq and is a predicted model, not a curated record. NCBI's taxonomy places the organism in Eukaryota, Metazoa, Arthropoda, Insecta, Hymenoptera, Megachilidae. Gene Ontology annotation, cellular component: carbamoyl-phosphate synthase complex; cytoplasm. Gene Ontology annotation, biological process: L-glutamine metabolic process; 'de novo' pyrimidine nucleobase biosynthetic process; L-arginine biosynthetic process. Gene Ontology annotation, molecular function: aspartate carbamoyltransferase activity; metal ion binding; carbamoyl-phosphate synthase (glutamine-hydrolyzing) activity.